This is a messenger RNA of Penicillium argentinense, 369 nucleotides long. Its product is annotated as ATP synthase subunit H. The transcript has 3 exons. Gene Ontology annotation, biological process: proton motive force-driven ATP synthesis. The record is from RefSeq and is a predicted model, not a curated record. Lineage: Eukaryota; Fungi; Ascomycota; Eurotiomycetes; Eurotiales; Aspergillaceae. Bases 1 to 369 code for a protein of 122 amino acids.
AUGAUGUCCCAGUCUCUCCGGGCCUCGCGCUCCCUCUUCACCCGUGCCUCUCGGCAACAGGUCCCCGUCGCUCGCACCUUCCUGACCUCUGCUGUCCGUCGCGCCGACCCUGUCCAGGACCUCUACCUCCGCGAGCUGAAGGCCUACAAGCCCACCCCCAUCAAGGCCGGCGACGCCGACGCCCACGUCCAGAAGUUUGCUCUCCCCAAGGCUCCCGCUUCCCCUGAAGAGGCCAACCUCGCUGGUGAGCUCUCCGCCUACGAGAGCCAGGAGGUCGAGGUCGAGGGUCAGGCCGCCGCUGGCGAGGCCGCCCCCGUCGAGGAGUCCUGGUUCGAGGAGGACCCCGAGGAGGAGGCUGCUGCCCACUAG